This is a messenger RNA of Pochonia chlamydosporia 170, 558 nucleotides long. RefSeq lists its product as hypothetical. The record is from RefSeq and is a predicted model, not a curated record. NCBI's taxonomy places the organism in Eukaryota, Fungi, Ascomycota, Sordariomycetes, Hypocreales, Clavicipitaceae. The transcript is spliced from 2 exons. Bases 1 to 558 code for a protein of 185 amino acids.
AUGUCAGUAGAUCGAUUUUGCGUCCAUGUUUGGCUCGACCGCCAGAAGAUGAGUAUGAAGUAUAUUGCAUUGCUCACCAUCUUGACUGCACCAAGAUGUAUUCAUGCCGCUUCCAGCAAAACAAACGAAGGAUGUGGCGGCGGCACUGCCCUUUACGAUGCCCCAAGCUGGGCGUUGACGAAUAUCACCCGACGCAAGUUGACCCCGUUGGCUCUCAAACAAUCCUCCAGCUCUAAUGUGACCCCUCUAGGAAUUCCGAAUGACAAGGAAGUGUGGAUGAGAUUCGACAUACGCAGCCCAGAUCUUGACCCUCUGUACUGCUACAUGCUGGUCCAGGUCAAGGACGACGCAAAGCAUGCCUCAUUCUCCGAUCACAGGUGCGUUGGGAGCAAUUUCACCGUGUCCUGGGGUUACACUGAGGAGAACGAUGCAGGCAUCAUGACCAUUGUGAACCCGGGAAGGACCCGUCGUUGUUGGUUUGGAUGGAGAGGAGUCAAUGCACGAGAGAAACUUGACGACGUGGGGCCGAACGAGACAAAAGAAACGCCUCCGAUGUGA